Molecule: messenger RNA, 2361 nt
Organism: Symbiodinium sp. CCMP2592
Lineage: Eukaryota; Dinophyceae; Suessiales; Symbiodiniaceae
Source: the annotation of a GenBank genome assembly
AUGUAUGGGCGGCCACUGCCAGACUCUGGCCGUCAUCUCUACUUCAGUGAGAGGCUGUACCUUGGCUGGCUGGAGCUCCUGUGCUGCCCGGAGGUUGCUGGUUGCAAUGUCCGCAACUACGUGGAGGGCGAUCAUCGCGGAGGCUCCUUGCAGUACACGGUCCUCAGAAGUGUCUCCUACAGCCCUUAUGUUCCACGCUUCGUUAUGGAAAUCAGGAACAAGACCAUGCCGCGACCAGCGGUCGUGGGUCGCAUGGAAAAGCUUGAUACCGUCGUCCGCGCGAAGUCCGGUGAGUUUCUCAGCAUCCAGUUGUGGAAGAUGGUAUGCAACGGUUUGCAGUGGACGGAUAAGCGAAAGCGACGGGUGCUGCCCUCUGAUUCCGAUUCCUUCGUGAUGCACGUCGCGAUUGCCACCCAGGCGAAGAUCGACUUUGAUGAGGGUGAGGAGAACGAGAACCUGGACAGCAAGAGCGAGAGGUGGGUUCAAACCAUCAGCACUGACAACCCCGCGCUCUCGAUCUGGAACAAAAAGACCAUGCAAAGCAGUCCUGGUGCUUUGUGCGAGAUCAAGUUGUCGUACGAGGGCCAGAACGUCGGCACGGCGAAGCAAAAGAUUGUCGACUCCGGUGAGGAUCACCGCCGUCCUUUCCUCGGUGCCAGGAUGCGUAUUACCUGUCGGCAGGAGAAGGCCGGUUUGCACGGGGAUGUCGACCAGGAGACGGUGGCAGAGCACACGCUGAACACUGAUUCCGUAGCGCUCGUGCUGCUGUGCCUGGCUUGGAGUCAUCGAACCAUGUCCUUCGAUCCAGAGGAAGAAAGAAUUUACAACACCUUCGCCAAGGCGUUGCGAUCGAAAGACGAGUCGUCGGCCAUGGGUCACAGUCACCCUCCCGACUGGACACUGUUGGACGUGAAGCGAUAUUUGAAAGAACACAAGACCUGGCUGAAGCUCCACAGUUGGGACUCCGGAGCUUCGGCAGCGCGGCAAUGGGAAGAAACCCAAUUCGAGUCUGAGGCCGCCAGCCACGCACCGGCCGCCUUGGCCCGUGUUCCUGUUGCACCGGGCGUCGCGAAGGGUGGCGACGUGAGAGGCGGUCUUUGCGACACCCAGCUGGGCCCUGGGCUGUCUAUAGGCUGCCUUGCAAUGAUCGGCUGGUGGUUUUUGAACGUUGGUACUUGCGGCAGUCAGCAGAAGCUUCGUCCUUGGGUGGAUGUUGUUGCUGAGGUGCUAGUGGUCCACGUGAGGGGCGGGCCUGACGGCUGCACGCUGGAGGUGCUGCACCGGUCGGUAGCGAGGCAGCCUGGCUGUUUCGUCUUCGCUGGAUACACUCGCCCUCUUGCUGGCACUCGCAUGGUGAAAUUGCGGGGUGUGGAGUUCUAUGCUUUCACCGCUCCCCACGAGGACACCAUCCAGGUGGCUGUGUGGCGGCAGCUGGGAGAUGUUGUCGGUGCCGGUUACAGGCAGCCUGGUGAGUCGUCUCCUUUCCAUGUUUCGCAGGUCCGCGCCGGCGACUCCUUGAGCCCCGGGAGGAUAGGGGCAAGGGUUGGCCCUCUUGCCGACCUCUACCAGCGCAAGGAGUUUGACAGGAGCGCGUGGGUUUAUUGGGAAUCCUUCUGGGUUCCCACAACGCUGGCAGGUGCCAAAGGCUCAGCUGCCAAGCCAUUGUUCAAUCUUGCCACUGUGGCGCCGGCUGGAGCGGAGGCACAAAGGAAUGGCCCGGAUUCAGCACAGGCAGCCCAAACAGAGGACACUGGAACGGCCCUGUCGAAGGCAGAGGCCUUCUCUGAGAUCUACAGACGGAAUGUCUGGCCCGGAUUGCUUUCCCGCUCCGGGCCGGGGUCCGACCCCUUCCAUCCGAUGGUGCGCAUCGCAGUGACUGCAAUCGACAUGGCUCUGGACUUGUUGGCAGCUCGAUCACUUUUGGAUGCGGCCUGCGGCGACGCAGCCUGGAUGGUCACAGCGGUCCUGUCGAGGAGGUCUGUCCAGUACACAGGUGUCGACAUAGUGCAGCACGUGGUUGAGGAGAACCAGCGGAGUUUUCCAUCCCACAGAUUCCUAGCGGCGGACUGCAGCUCCAACGUCGAGCUCCCGCCAGCAGACGUGGUCUUCUCCAAGGAGACUCUGAACCACAUGUUCGUGGAGGACGCAGUGCAGGCAUUGAAAUGCUUCCGAAGAUCAUCCAGGUACCUCGUGACGAACAUCCACAGAGGAGCUCCAAACAAUCUUGGGGCCUCUAAGGGGCACCAUGCCCAUUAUGUUCCGUACGACUUCUCGCUGGCGCCCUUCAAUUUGAGGAAGCUCUGCCAGCUUGUCCCUAUCAACCACGAGGACUGGACCGAGUUUGCCCUGUUCGAAUUGUGA